Messenger RNA from Clarias gariepinus (North African catfish), 6855 nucleotides. RefSeq names its product La ribonucleoprotein 4B (gene larp4b). Lineage: Eukaryota; Metazoa; Chordata; Actinopteri; Siluriformes; Clariidae. The record is from RefSeq and is a predicted model, not a curated record. Bases 54 to 5204 code for a protein of 1716 amino acids. Gene Ontology annotation, molecular function: mRNA 3'-UTR binding. Gene Ontology annotation, cellular component: cytosol; cytoplasmic stress granule. The transcript has 16 exons. Gene Ontology annotation, biological process: positive regulation of translation.
GCAGCCGGUUGAGGUUCGUCUGCUGGAAGGAGUUUUGUUUUUAAGUCUUUAAAAUGGGCUGUUGUUUUAGUAAAGAGCUCAACUUUAAUCCGGUCGGCGAGCGAACCAGCCUUCUCCAGACGCCUGUUAGUGAACACUGCUCAGAUCAGGAAGCUAAACAGUACUCCACUGUGAGCAGACAGGCAAGUCCUGAGUGCGGUCAGACCAACAGAGCGGUGGACGCCUCCUCCUGCAACCUCUCAGCGAGUCUCCGUUCCAUUGAUAAGAGAAGCAGCAGCGUGCAGGACAGAGCAGCGUUGUGGGACAAGCCUCGGGACGAGCCUCGGGACGACUCUCGUGGUAAACCCCCGCGGGGCGUUUCUAAAAAUUCCGACGUCCAGGCUCGGACAGGGACGGCGGUAUUGAGCACUGUGAAACGGAGAAUAGCGGAAAACGCACUAAAACGAGCCAACUGGUUUUGUGACAUCGAUAUGUCUCGCCAUGCAGAUCCAACAGGGUUUAAAGCCAGGUGUGAGAACACAGCUGCUUCAGACACGCACGGAGCGAACGGGCCUCACGUCAGUGCCACGUGUCCUUUAGACAACAUCCAUGCAGAGGUCUCACUCCAGGAGCCUGCAGACAGCCGUGUCACUCAGAAAGCAAAGGUUUUCUUCACAGCCAGAAAUGAUGAUUAUCUCGAUUCAGCCGAGAAAAGAUUAGAUUUCCUGACAUCUGAGCGCAGCAUGAACACCAGGACCCAAAGCUUCUACAGCAUUUGUUCGAUUGAUGCUGAUGACCUCGAGGGUGAGCGGGAACCCUCAGCCACGGAACAUCGUCCCGUGCUCGAUCAUACAGGUGUGUUAAAUAAUACAGAAGCGCAGGUCUUUAUCAACACCUCACUGAGUCCAGCCGCUUUAGAAACUGUAAACAUGACAAAAGAAGAUAGUGAGAAGGUGUCUGAGGAUCUCAAAGCAGCUCACGUGCUCCCUGACGUCAUCGGGACGUUUUGUGACGUAGGCCCAACUGAAAGCAUAGCAUCAGAUAAACAUGUGUCUGUUCCUUCUGAGGAUGGCGUCAUGGAGAAACAUGAAAACAUGACUGGUUUACACAAAACUGUGGAUGAAAUCAUUCCCGAUCUGUUGGAGAGGAAAAGUGAGUCAACGGUGGAUCGUCGAGACAUGGAGCAUUGGUGUCAGGCACGUGUUCACACAGACGCAGAGUUAAUUAACGUUGUCAGAGGAGAGGUGACAGAACCAGAAACGUCACAGCAGGAGAGCGGAAGAGUCUCGUCAGAGUCAAGAAGUUUGGAUAACAAGGAGAACAUUUUAAUUGGUAGAGAACCCAAUCCCAGCAGAACAUGGCAUGAACUCGCACCAUGCUCUUGUUUAAAACCUCAUCAGGGAUCUUUAUGUCCUGAAAACACCAGCGUGGCUCAGGUUAUUGAGAAUCCACCUCCUUCUGUAGUUACUUCAUUAUUAGAAAGUGACCUCAAGAGCCGAGGGGUUUUUACAGAGACCAGCUUCCAAGAUAUUCACCUGUUCCCCACAGCAACAGAACCGGAAGCUGGUCCCCAGUUAAGCUCACCUCAGAGCUUCAGCUCCUUCACCUCAGAUAUCUCAGGAAGAAACGAUGACACACUCCAGCUGGGGAUGUUUCAGACAGGGUUAGUCGAUCAUCUUGGGUUUGAUGAUGCACAUUCUUUGCUGAGAGAAAUUAACCUCGGCACAGAGGACGCAACCCAUACUGUUUCGUUCCCAGAGCCAUCAGACGGAGCUCCGGGAUCCGUGAUUACUGACGAGCACGUAGAUACGUGCAAGGAUCCUGUGCAUAUAAACCCCAAUGCUGAUUACGAAGAUCUUCUUAAAGCCAAUCAAUGUUUACUGAAGGAGUUCAGUGAGAACGUUACAAGUCUAAGACGGAUGGAGCAGGAGAUCUCACCAUCUCCUCUUCACCACACCACUUCGUCUGAUGCCGACUCCUCUGUUCACAUCAGUCUUCUGAGCAAUUCAAUACAAAACCCUGAAGAUCUCAAAGUCUGUGAAAAACAGAUGUUUCCAGCUGCAACCCAGGAAGAAGACAGAUGUUGCCUGAAAGGGAACGCGACCCUGGUUAAGGAGGAAUGCUUUAAUCAGCACGACCUGGAAGGAGCUGAUCAAAUCUCAUUAAGUGUCAGUCGUGUUAAAUCUCCUGAAAUGGAAGUGCAGGAGUCCAAGCCCACGGAUUCUGACCUUUCUCCUGGCAGAAAUAACGAUGAGCAAGUAAUCCAUUUAUUUCUGGAGAGCGGCGGUGACGAUCCAGCCCUGUCUCUCCACUCGCCUCGUCACACCGAGACGCCAGACGCCUUCGAGAGCACCACGUUGUCUAAAAACAGUACGCAGUGUGAGAAUGCUCACGUUCCAACACACGGUCUCUUGGGGAACGCUGACAUGCAAAGCUUCUCUGAUCCGUCCAAUCAGGACCCGGAGGGAGAUUUGCAGCACGUGCAGAUGAUCAGCUCUGCAGAGCAGCAGGUGGUGGAGUUUGACUACAGAGCUCCUCUUGGGAGAACCAUAAGACCAGUUUUUAAAAUUGGAGAACCAGAAAACUGUUCAGGAGAACCUGAUAGCUCUGACGAAGGUGUGGAGCGCUUUGUGACGAGCAGACUUCAAGGAUAUCAGCUUAAUGGGUUGCACGUUUCAGGUCCUAGUCGUGAUUUCGGAACGGAUGGGAUGUGCCCUGUUCUUAAUUUCAGUGCCAAUAACAAGGCGAUUGCUUUCCCUGUCGAACCCGACCAGGUGGACCUUUAUGCCAGCUUGCCCUCAUAUGAGAUUCACUUUCUCGGCCCAGACCAAGUCACUGUGGAAAAUCCAGCAAGUCUGACCUCCACCAACGAUUCAGAAAGAGAACGAGGUGUAUUAAACAUGGUUUCUGAGCUACUCGGUAAAUCAGAGGCGAAUGAGGAAGGAGACGGCGGUCACUUCCUGUCUGUGUGGGCGGGAGAGCCCGAGCUGGAGUCGGCGUGGCAGUAUCGUGUCUCUGAGGGACAGGGGGAGGGUAAACCCGAUUCGGCUCUCGACUCGGAACGUGUUCAGGCGUUCGCGGCGGCGUACCCGUACAGCCUGUUAGUUUCUGACGGGGCGUGUGUGUGGGACUGGCAGCACGCUGAAUCCACCAAGGUCUCGGACCUCAAUCCGAACGCAAAAGCAUGGGCAAGUUAUCUUCCUAGCCAGGAGGCAUCUGGACCGGCUUUCACACACCAUCUCCAGUCAUGGGUCGACUCCAGUGAUGGAAGAAACCCUGGAUCACGAGAUGUUGUUGCAGGUUACGCGUCCAGUGAUAGUGGUGAGAAAUGGAAUGAAGACACACAAAUACCCGUCUCAGUAGGCCCGCCUUCAGCAGAACCACCGGAACCCACCGACAUGGACACGGUAGACCGUCAGUUACCUGGUGUCUCACAGCAGGACACCGAAAUUAAGGGAAUUGAUGCCUCAGAUUCCUCCAAGCAGCUUGAAGAUCUCAGAGAACAGCUGAAGGCUACAUUGGAGUUUUGCCUCUCCAGAGAGAAUCUGGCCAACGACAUGUACCUCAUCUCUCAGAUGGACAGCGAUCAGUACGUGCCCAUCGUGACCGUAGCUAAUCUCGAUCAGAUCAAGAAGCUCAGCACGGAUAUCGAUCUUAUCGCAGACAUAUUAAAGACACUUCCUCUUGUGCAAGUGGAUAAAUGUGGUGAGAAAGUGCGACCGAAUCAGAACCGCUGCAUCGUUAUCCUCAGAGAGGUGCCUGAAGCCACCCCUGUUGAGGAAGUGGAAGCGCUCUUUAAGAGCGACAAAUUGCCCAAGUUUGUCCAGUGUGAGUUCGCCUACAACGACAACUGGUUCAUCACAUUCGAAUCAGAGGCGGACGCACAGCUGGCAUAUCAGUAUCUCAGAGAGGAAGUGAAGAUGUUUCAAGGAAAGCCUAUAAAGGCCAGGAUUAAGGCCAAAUCCAUCGCAGUCAACACGUUUGUGCCAAAGAACGGAUACAGGCCCGUGGACCCGUCCUCGAACCUGCAGCAGCGCUAUACCUCGUACUACAUCCCGCCCGCGUUUGGGGCGCAGCAGCAGUUCUCUCCGUUCUACAGACUGGUCACUCAUCAGGGCUGGUCCACCACACAAGGGUACUUGGAUCCCAGUUUGGUAACUCCAUUUACUAAUCCUGCCUUCAUUAACGGCUUCGCUGGAUCUCCCACUUUUAAAUCGGCCACUGCACCUUUAUCCUCCAGACCGUUCCAGCCGAGGAACCGGAACCACAAUAAGAGCCACAUACGACCCUCCGUGCCAGCUGUAGAACGAGGAACUGCAUUGUUGGAGAACCCUGGUUCCUUCUCCAACUCCACAGAGCGCAUUCCUAAUGGGAUCCGUGUACCACACACACAUCAGCCGGGGAGCCGGCCGAGAUUAUCUAGCGCCCCGAGUUACCCUCGCAGGGAGCAGAUCGGGAGCGGACGUAUGGAGAUGAACGGAGCCGAUUACUCGCCCGUCAUGGGGAGGGGGAGGAAAAAUGGCUAUGGCUACAAGAAAAGGAGGGAUGAAAAGUUUACAAAAGCGUCCACACAGUCGCCCCCUCCAGCCCAGGACCGCGCUCCGUCUCCGAGUUUCGAGCUGGGGCUGUCGAGUUUCCCUCCCCUGCCCGGUGCUGCGCGAAACCUCCAACCUGAAGUGAAAACUGAGAACAGCAUGGAGAACCGUCUGUCUGACAUCGUGACCGGAGCGACUAAAGACAAGCCUGUGAAUAAGGACGCAGUGAGCAGCCGUGUGACUUCAGGAACCCACAGAGAACCGACACAGACAGUUGGUCCUGCUCCCCAGCCUGUAGUGGAACAGCAGAACCCGCUGUCUCCCGUCUCCAAACUGAGCUCAGUGAAGUCACAGGAAGGGAAGCUAAAGGAGACGAGCUCAUCCGCAGAGACGCCCUCAGCGUCUGAUCCUAAAAGUCCCACUCCGGCCCAGAUUACUCAGACUACAGAGCCCCGCAAGCCAAGUUACGCCGAGAUAUGUCAGAGGAUACGCGAGGCACCGACGCAGCAGCCUCCAGUUGAGUCCAAACCCACCACCGCACCUCCUGCCACAGAAGAACCCACCUCACUCGAUCCCGUAGAACCCAGAUGCAGAGAAACCCGCCCCGUGCCUACUAAACCUGCGCCUCAGCGAGCCCGAGAGGCCUGGAAGUGUCACCCUGGAGCCGGAGACACAGCGGCUGAGUCCUGAGGGAGCAAACGCUCUCCGGGUCGGGUCUGCUCGGCCCCGCCCGGCUGCACAUGCACACAGCGAACACUGGAAUCAGGGCCUGUAGACGACAGGGGUGCAUAAGGGUUCUCUUGACUUUUACUCCGUCUCUAUUUAUCACACCUUUAUUUUUCUUGGUGAGCUGUGGGGGUGUUGGAGGGCGGUGCGGUAAAUUCAUCUGCACUGUCACACAGAUGAAGUUUUUUUUUUUCUCUCUCUUUUUUGGACAGAGGUCAGAGGUUUUUGUUGAAGACUGAAGUAGUGCUGGUAGCAAGUACAGACUGAGAAUAGAGUGGAACUGAAUUUCCAGAUGGUUUCCUUUGAUCUUUUUUUCCCUUUACAUUAAAAAAAAAAAUCAGAAUGUAUAUAAUUUUGUAACUCCAGUGUACUGGCACUAACACACUGGUCUGAUUCUGUUUCUCUUUUCUACACCAGGCCGAUCACUCGUACCUGUGACGCCGGUCUGAUUCAGUCUGAUUUGUGUUUAGUUUUUAUGUAAUGCGUUGCCACUGGAGUAGAGUUCUGAGCUCUGAUAAAAUUGUUUUUGUUUUUUUAAACCAGCACAAACAUAAUGAUCCUUUUUUUCUUUUCUUUUUCUUUUAAACAUUUGUACUUGUGUGGUAAAAUAGCUGGUGUAACUGUUACCUUGUCCCGUGUGCAUGCCUUUUUAUGUCUGAUUUAUUUUCCUUUCUCUAUUCUCUUCCUUUUUUUUAAGACUUUUAAUAGUUCUUCCCUUUCCCAUGUUGCUUUAGAGGUUUCUGAGACCUCCAUAAGGACAUGUGAUCACAACAAGACAGGAAAUAAACUGGUUCAGACUUGGCUCGUCUCUCCUGAUUCUCACAUCCUGUUCUGUAUGUCCGAUACACAUCAGGACCCGCUGUGGAGAGUCCUCUCUGAAUCGUCCUCUGCUCCCUCAGCCUGCCGCAGCCCUGUGGACCGUGUAUCACGUAUCCCUCACAUCUCUUCCUGACGCUCCUCUCUCAGUCACAUGUUCCAUUGGUUCUCGGAUCCUGAUGGAUGUUUUUUGUUGUUUUUGUGUUUUUGGCAGAGAACCCGAUCCCGUGUCUUCACCUCCCCGCCAUGUGGAGCUCAUCACACUGUUCAGACUUUGUCCUUUUCUAAAACUACAGCUUCCUGUUUAAUAUCUAAUGUUUAGUCCUUAAUCCAGUCAAUUCAUCAUUACCACAGACAGAUAAAGGUCUGAUCAGGACUUCAGCAUGCUCAGAAACAGCAUUAUAAUUUAACUUUGCUCCACAACUUGAAAUUUUAUUUUAAACUUGAAAAAUGUCUCUGCCUUAACUUUUUUAGGAAUUGUUUGCAGUUAAUUUUGGAUGUAAAAGGCUGAUGGGGUCGAGGGGACGGUCCUCAGCCUGACCUACUGCGUUUCUGUAGCACAACACCCUUAGGGGUAAAUUGGGUUUUGUUUCUUUUUUUUCUCCUUCUUUCUUUUUUAGUUCUUUUGUUUGAUUUUUCUCUUCUUUUUUUGUAAAAUGCUUCUGGUCAGAACUGUAAUGUGUGCACUUGGAAAUGUGUGUUCACUGUACAGAUGUAAAUAAUUGGGGGAAAAAAUUAAAAUGGUACCAUAAAUUGGUUAAGAGCAAAAUAUUAAAAUAAAUGUGGAUGAUAAACUGGA